AUGAAAAAGGUUUCCUAUGCUAAUGCUAUUGGAUCUGUGAUGUACUUGAUGGUUAGCACCAGGCCUGAUAUUGCAUAUGUUGUGUCUUGCUUGAGUAGAUAUAUGUCUAAUCCUGGUCUUGUGCAUUGGGAAGCUUUGAAAUGGUUAUUGAGAUACAUUAAGCAUACUGCAAAGUAUGGUUUAUGCUAUUUUAGAUGUGAAGAAGGUGUAAAACUUGUUGGGUAUGUUGACUCUAACUAUGUUAAUGACAUGGAUAAGAGGAAGUCCACCACUUCCUAUGUUUUUACUGUGUGUAGGUCUUGCAUUAGUUGGAAAUCACAGCUGCAGCAUAUAGUGGCUCUAUCUACUACCGAGUCUGAAUACAUAGCUAUCACUGAAGCCAUGAAAGAAGCUGUGUGGUUAAAGGGAGUGCUUUCUGAACUUAGUUUUGUGAAAACUCCUCCUGUGGUAAUCUCUGACUCUCAAUGUGCUAUCCAGUUGGGUUCUUUGAAGUUUAUCUUGGAGUGA
Molecule: messenger RNA, 507 nt
Organism: Salvia splendens (bonfire salvia)
Lineage: Eukaryota; Viridiplantae; Streptophyta; Magnoliopsida; Lamiales; Lamiaceae
Product: secreted RxLR effector protein 161-like
Exons: 2
Coding region: 1-507 (168 amino acids)
Source: RefSeq, a predicted model, not a curated record